AUAAAUAAAUAAAUAAAUAAAUAAAUAAAUAAAUAAGCUAAUAGAAAGUUGGUUCUUUAUCAAAUCUGAGCUUAAUUUACAGAUUUCAGUGCAGUGAGUAACAUAUAAACCUCACAUUUACUAUUUUAAUGUGACGUUUAGAUGAAACGUUUAGCCUGAGCAGAACCUUUAACUGAGCCAGGUUCUGAAUUAAACACUUAUAAAUCCUACCUGACAUGUUGGUAACAGAAAUAAAAAACUAAAUACUCAUUUCAAAGCGAUAUGUCUUCCUUUUGUUGAUGGGUUUGAGCUCAGUAGCAGCAGCAGGGGGGCGGAGCCUGGCUGAGUGACCUGCCCCCUGAUUGGCUGAGCAGCGCGACGUGUACGUCAGUCUGCAGCAGGUAGAGCCACAUGUGGCACAUCUUCAGCCCCCGCAGCUGAAACCUCUCUCCAGCGGUGCUGAUGACCGGAUACCUGUUUCUGUGAGCGGUCUGUCGAACUUCCCACGGAUUGCUAAAACUGUGAGAUCUGCUCCAUCAGACGCAGGGAGGUGAAGGGCAGGAUGAAGUCCAAAGGAAAAGCUGUGAGACCCUCCAGGAGGUCCUGGUCCGACCCGGAGCCAGAACAGGAACCUGACACGGAGCCGGGUUCCAGCGAGCAGGAGGGCUCUGAGGCCUCAGUUCAGAUCGGUGGCUCCUGGAGGGGCUCUCUGAGGCGGCAGGGGGGAGGGGCUGGGGCAGGAGCGAGCGUGGGCCGGCGGCGCAGGCAGCAGCGAGGCACCAAGGAGCGCAGCGUCCGGCGCCUGGAGAGCAACGAGCGCGAGCGUCAGCGCAUGCACAAACUCAACAACGCCUUCCAGGCACUGCGGGAGGCCAUCCCCCACGUCCGAACGGACAGGAAGCUGUCCAAGAUCGAGACUCUGACUCUGGCUAAGAACUACAUCAAAUCUCUGACCACCAUCAUCCUGGACAUGUCAGGGGCCUGCCUGCCGGACGGCGGCGGCCCCUCGGGGGCCAGUGCUGUCCGCCUGCUGCAAUGCUACCAGCAGCACCUGCAAGAGGAGGGGGAGGACGGUCUCACCCAGUACCUCACCGACAUGCAGAGCUUCAACCAGGACAGCUAACAGUGGGACUGUGGGGGGGUCUCCUCUUCCAAACUACAGCAGCACUCAUUCAGCAGACAUACAAAGAAACAGCAGUGGAGACUGUGGAGUGCAUUCAGAAGAAAAUAAACUCUUUUUUUUUUCUCUUGUGUUUUAAACUGGGGAAAUUCUCUUGUGUGUUUGUGUGUUAUCGCCUGAUCUUGCGUGUAUUUAUAUUAGGAAACCCGCUGAGUGUAGCCUCUGGUGAUGUCUAUCACGUCCAGGAAGGAGAGCGACACCAGCAGUGCACUUCAAUGUUUUUGCAAGUCACCAAGUUUGCUCAUGACGAUGCAGAUGAUGUUUUUGCAGGAUGUUUUAUUAAAAAAAAACUAUGAAAAUAAGAUUUAAAGUAUUACCAAUAAACAGAUUUAUUUAUUGA
This is a messenger RNA of Austrofundulus limnaeus, 1499 nucleotides long. RefSeq names its product basic helix-loop-helix family, member a15 (gene bhlha15). The transcript has 2 exons. Gene Ontology annotation, biological process: sensory organ development; positive regulation of transcription by RNA polymerase II; axon development. Bases 542 to 1102 code for a protein of 186 amino acids. Gene Ontology annotation, cellular component: nucleus. NCBI's taxonomy places the organism in Eukaryota, Metazoa, Chordata, Actinopteri, Cyprinodontiformes, Rivulidae. Gene Ontology annotation, molecular function: E-box binding; DNA-binding transcription factor activity, RNA polymerase II-specific; protein dimerization activity. The record is from RefSeq and is a predicted model, not a curated record.